UUUACAAAUGUGUUGUAUAUUUGUUCCUACUUGCAAAAGCUGACACACACAUAACCCUUAGGAGGUUUAAGGUUUUGUGGUCCAUGGUUACGGACACACACAGAGAUAUAAUGCAUUUAUUGGUUGAUUUUUGCCAUUUUCAAAUAGAUACAACCUCAGCAAUAUCCAGCAUCUGAACGGAAAGCGCUGAAUAAUUCUGCAUUCUUUGUCGCCUUCGGUUAUGUAUGUAUCCCGACUAGUUCCUCCGCAAGUUCAGCUCAUCUGUCUCAUUGGUCCAGCUUGUGGGAGGAGCUGGGAGCGCACUUUGCAGAGGAUGCAGGAUAUGACACCCAUCCAAACAAGAUGAAGGAAACUUGACCGACGCCAAAGACCCAUCGCACAACAAACACGAACUAGGCAAAAUAACGGUUAUGAAGCUAUUUUUUCCCUCCAUCUUCUGCACCAACUGCGCCAUCAUCAGGGCCGGCCGCCUCUCUCCUUCUGCCCGGCGCUGACCGACGUUACCGCAGACGCUCGGUUCCCGGAAUGAGCCGCAGAAUCAUCACCCUCCAGAGGAUCCCGAGGACACCGUAGACAUGGCCAGGUCGGCGAACAGGAGCGACCAGGACGGAGACGCGAGGGUCUCCUCUCCCGCGGAGAGGUCUGAGAUCAGGGAGCUGUCUCUGGAGGAGGUGCUGGAGUCUUACGAGCAGCCCAUCAACGAGGAGCAGGCUUGGGCGGUGUGUUUCCAGUGCUGCAGAGAGCUGCGAGCGCCGCGCCCGCCGGGGCUCCUGAUCCGGGCUCCGUCAUCGAUCGUCCUGCACAGAGACGGCGCGGUCACGGCGCGUCUGGAAAGCGGCGAUGACUGUAAUUCAAAUCAUGUUUCUGCUGCUGAUGGAAAGCUGGUUCAGUCCAUGGGUUUGGCGAUCUACCGCGCUCUGGACUGGGGCCUGGAUGAGAGCGAGGAGCGGGAGCUGAGCGCUCAGCUCGAACGGCUCAUCGAGUUUAUGGUUGGCGGUCAGGACAGCAGUGAAAGCAAACACUGCAGCAGUAAUGCAGCUAAAGACGAGGGCUACAGUGGCCAAGAAGAGGAUGAUGAAGAAGAAGAGGAGGAAGGCGCAGAUCAUGGUGUUCAUACGGUUCAUCGGGUGAUGGCGCUCUGUGCCCGCAGACUGGCAAAUCCAGCGCUGGCUCCCGAGCACUACCAGGCCGUGUGUCGAGCGCUUUUUCUGGAGACUCUUGAGCUGCAGACAUUUCUCAGCAGAAUAAGAGACGCCAAAGAGAUGCUGAAGAAGAUCAGGACAGAGGAACCGCAGGAGGACAGUUCCGCGGCUGAGCUCGAUGCUCUUCAACACGCCGACUGGGCUCGGCUCUGGGUGCAGCUGAUGAAGGAGCUGAGGCAGGGUGUGAAGCUGAAGAAGGUGGAGGAGCAGCCCUUUAACCCUCUGCCCACAGAGUUCAGCCUCACGCCCUUUGAGAUGCUCAUGCAAGACAUCCGUUCACGCAAAUAUAAACUACGCAAAGUUGUGGUAGAUGGAAACAUACCCACUUGUGUGAAACGAAAUGCUCACGAGCUGAUCUUGGACUUCAUCAGAUCAAGACCCCCUCUCAAACCAGUGUCCGAGCGCAGCCUGCCUCCUCCUCCCCAGCGGCACCAGUCGCUCCACGACCGAGUCCUGGCCGAGAUCAGACAGGAUCACAAGCUCAGACCCGUAGAGCCGUCCAGUUCGAAGAGAAGUGAGUUACAUGCUACCGCCUGUGUCACUUCUGUAGCUCUCUUGUGGCGCAUUAGACCAUUUACAGCAGUGUUUUGUCGCUCUCCAGCGUUUGGCUCAUUACCUUGUCUGGCACACACCUGCCAGUGCGGCAUCAAAUCCACUUCCUGCAUAGACCUGUCAAUCACGGGAGCGGGUUCCCGCCCACCGUCUCGCCCGCGCGUUCUUCUGAAGGCUCCAACGCUGGCAGAAAUGGAGGAGAUGAGUAUAUUUGAGGACGAGGACUCUCCGGACGGCGUGGAUAUCAGACGGGUGGAGAGCUCUCCUACACCUCUAAAGAGAGAUCGCUCCUUCUCCGAACAUGACCUGGAUGAGCUCAGAGGGGAAGUGAUGUCAGAAUCGCCGCCGCUUACAGGUGGCGGACCGCUGAGAGGAGAGAGACCCAGAUCACACACGCUGACGGGCGUCGGACCUCCACACGUCUAUCAAGCCUCGUUUCCGGUGUUUGACAGGAUGCCCUCAUCUGCGUGUCACUCCUCGAGCUCCUCUGACAAGCGCUAUGAAGGUGCCGCGUCCGACAAACUCUCAAGACAUCAGUGGAUGGAGGAGUUCAGUCACCCCGUGGACAGCCUGGCCUUAACAGUCGAUGAAGUAAUUAAUGUUCGGAGGAUACUCAUCAAGGCCGAGAUGGAGAAAUACGCGCAGAACAAAGAGCUUUAUAACAAUCUGAAGAAAGGCAAGAUAUGCUGCUGUUGCCGGGUAAAGUUUCGACUGCUUUCAUGGCCGUCCACGUGCCUCCUGUGUAAAAGGUCUUGCUUGCAUUUUCAUGAACAUUUCCUGCAGUGUGGGAUAUUAACAUCGUUCUCUCUUCCGAUCAUCACAGUUCACGCGUUUUUGUCUCUGUCUUUUAGGUCUGUCUGCAGCUCUUGUAGCGCAAAGAUGAAAAUCCCAUACAAAAAGAUGGCCCACAUUCCCGUGUACACUGUGGGAUUUCACAGCAGUGCGAAGAGUCACAAGAGCGAAGUCUAUAAGUCUCUGUGCUCUCUCUCUAGACACUCUGUGGAGGAAGAGUUCCCUCACCUGUAUGCCGCGGGCUGCAACCUGAGGGACGUGUGCUCGGACUGCACAAAGUUUGUGGCCGACGUCAUUUCCUCCAGUCGCAGAAGCUUGGACAUCAUCAACAGCACACCCACACGCAAUAAAAGGACAGCCUCGGCACAUCCGCAUCCCGCGUCGCAGCCGCACGCUUUCUGUAGGAUGAGCAAAUGAAUGCAUCGGCUCCACGCUCUCUACGCAAAGUCUACGUAAACUCUACAAGCUGAAAUGUUUGCCGGUGUUAAAGGAUAGAGACGUGGAUCACUCGUGCACAUCACCCAUCCUGCACAUGUGUAGCUUAAGGGACGCAAUGCGCGAAGGCUAAUGAAGAAAGACAAUCCUUUUGCAUCAUUUAUUUGGUUUUAGCUUGACUAUAAUGCUAUAUAACUGAGCCAGCAUCUAUCCGUGCUUAGGAGACAUCCUUAUACAGUACAUCUGUAAAUGCAUAUUUCUCAUAUCUAAUAGCAAAUGUAUUUUUAUGCCUUGGGAUUUAGCUCUAUUUAGGACCAGAGGGUGAUGUAAUUAGCUCGGGACCGAGUCAGGCUGGUUUGUGAAUGUGAAGGUCAGAAAGAAACAGACGAUAGUAUCUUCAUGAAGUGGCCUUCUGAUGCACAUGUUUAACUCACUCUUGUUUUGUAAGGUCUGCAAAUCUGCAAUAAAACCAAUGCCACAAAAUGA
Molecule: messenger RNA, 3467 nt
Organism: Puntigrus tetrazona (Sumatra barb)
Lineage: Eukaryota; Metazoa; Chordata; Actinopteri; Cypriniformes; Cyprinidae
Gene: spire2
Product: spire-type actin nucleation factor 2
Exons: 13
Coding region: 576-2963 (795 amino acids)
Biological process (GO): intracellular transport; actin filament network formation; polar body extrusion after meiotic divisions
Cellular component (GO): cytoplasmic vesicle membrane; cell cortex
Molecular function (GO): actin binding
Source: RefSeq, a predicted model, not a curated record